Molecule: messenger RNA, 1692 nt
Organism: Fusarium pseudograminearum CS3096
Lineage: Eukaryota; Fungi; Ascomycota; Sordariomycetes; Hypocreales; Nectriaceae
Exons: 6
Coding region: 1-1692 (563 amino acids)
Biological process (GO): transmembrane transport
Molecular function (GO): transmembrane transporter activity
Source: RefSeq, a predicted model, not a curated record
AUGUUUGUAUUACAUGACUACCUGGGACUACUUAAGAUGACCCAAAAACUCGAAGGAUAUGCCAAUAGCUGCAUCAACCAGAUUUUAGAGUCCUUACCGACAGACUUCAAAGACACCAUGACCAACACGGGUAUGGAACAAGAGCCAGUGUGGAGCAAGACACUCUCAGCGCCAGAGAAAGAUGAAAGAAACAGCCUUCCAACCGAGAAACCAAAUUCAACAGCUGAUUGUGAGGCUGCCGUUCAUCAAGACACAGCCGACACUCAGAUACAACAAAGAGAUGAUGCAUAUCUUCAUGGCCUACCACUAGUUCUCAUGACUCUGUCGCUGAUGGUCGGCGUAUUAAUGAUCUCUUUGGACACCAGCAUUAUUGUGUUCUUCCUGACCUCACUCACCUCAGCCUGGUACGCUUCAGCUUACCUCCUCACCCAACUCUCUGCCCAGCCAGCGUUUGGCAAGAUAUACACCUUCUGGAACUUGAAAUGGGUAUAUCUAGCGUCAUCUAUAAUUUUUGAGGCAGGUUCCAUACUCUGCGCCGCUGCCCCGAGUUCACCGGUGUUCAUCGUCGGCAGGGCCAUAGCUGGACUUGGUGCUGCAGGCGUUUUCUGCGGCGCGAUGAUCAUUAUAUCGAGAAUCGUCGAGAUGAGAAAGCGGCCGUUACUUCUGGCAAUCGUGGCAACACUGGGCUCUUUGAUGGCUGCCAUCAUUAUAUUGUACUACCCAUUGUCUCUCGGCGAAGCUCCAGACAAAGAUAAGCCCAUCAAAGAAAAGAUUCUCGGCCUGGGACUCAAGAGUUCGGGUCUUCUUGCGGGGACUCUCGUUUGCCUGUUUCUGGCACUGCAGAAUGGUGGCUCUGUUUAUCCGUGGUCUGAUUCGCGCGUCUGGGGAUGCUUGCUAGGAUUUGGUCUACUUCUCAUUCUUUUUACGUACAUUCAAAUACGACAAGGUGAAGCAGCUCUGAUCAAGCCACGGAUUAUUUCUCAACGAUCAGUCUUUCUUGGAUGCAUGUUUGCUGCCCUUUACCAAGGCGCCAUGACGACGCAGACGUACCAUUUGCCCUUUUACUUCCAAGCAGUCAAGGGUGUGGACCCUCAGGUAUCAGGUAUAAAUAUUCUUCCGCAUGGAGUCACAACUACCGUCGCGACUCUAAUUGCCGGCUCCAUAAUCACAUGGUCGGGGUACUAUGUUCCUUUCAUGUGGAUAGGCGCGGCCAUCUUCACCACCGGUGCGGGAUUGCUAUACACUAUCGACCAGGGCACAUCCUUGGCUCAAUGGUUCGGCUUCGAAGUCCUUGCGGGUGCGGGAUUUGGUAUGGCCAUUCAAAUCCCCGUCUCCGCCGUUCAAGUGGUGCUGAGUACUGCAGACAUUCCUCUAGGAACAGUUUUGGUCAUUAUUUCGCAAGCACUUGGAGGAUCUGUGGGACUAUCUAUAUCUCAGAAUGUCUUCCAGAACUCACUUCGUCAAAAGCUGAAAGACAUCGGCGAGAUUGACGUUGAUGCCGUCAUUGCUACAGGUGGGAUCGACUUGGAGCAUAUUAUCCCAAACGAGAAGCUUUCCUAUGUUAGGAAUGCUUUCCGGUGUGGUGUGUCUAACGCUUUCAUUGUGUCGACGUCGCUCGCCGGUGUUGCAUUCUUGGCGAGUAUCGGAAUGGAAAGACGGAAGAUAAAGUCUAAGAAAGAUGGACGAAUUUGA